AUGGAAGGUCUGUUGUUCAACGUUAACGGGGGCUACCUGGAGGGUAUAGUUCGUGGCUACCGCAAUGCGCUCCUGACGAGCACGAACUAUGGCAAUCUCACGCAAUGCGAAACCAUCGAAGACGUCAAGACGCAGCUCGGUCCAGCUUACGGCGAGGCGCUCUCAAAUCUUCCUCCAAAUCCCUCCACAUCAGCUCUGGCGAGUAAGACUACAGAGAAACUCGUCUCUGACUUCAGAUACCUCCAAGGGCAGGCGACGGGAUCGUUGGCCAAAUUCAUGGAAUACCUUACUUACUCAUACAUGAUUGACAAUGUGGCCCUCCUCAUUACUGGGACACUACACGAAAGAGACACCAAGGAAUUGUUGGAGAGAUGUCAUCCACUGGGCUGGUUUGAGACAAUGCCGGUUCUUUGUGUGGCCACAAAUAUCGAGGAGCUGUAUAACUCAGUCCUCAUCGAAACACCCCUCGCUCCAUAUUUCAAAGGAAGCUUGAGUCACCAGGAUCUGGAUGAGCUCAAUAUCGAGAUUGUCCGAAACACCUUGUACAAGAACUAUUUGGAGGACUUCUACAAUUUCGUGAACACAGAUCCCGAUAUGGCCAUGACUCCGACUGGAGAAAUCAUGUCAGAAAUCCUCGCAUUUGAAGCCGAUCGACGAGCUAUCAACAUUACCAUCAACUCCUUUGGGACAGAGCUCACCAAGGAACAGAGGCAGAAGCUCUAUCCUGAAUUUGGGAAGCUACAUCCAGAGGGAAUGCUCAUGCUCUCUAGAGCGGACGACCUGGAAGGUGUUGGACUUGCAGUCAGCGGUGUGGGUGACUACAAGCGAUUCUUCGACGAGGUCGGAUUCAACCAAAGCGGUGUGGGCGCUAGCAACAUAGUUGGAGGAACGGGUGGUGACUCCAAGUCUCUGGAGGACAUGUUCUAUCAGAAGGAGAUGGAGCUCUCCAAGAUGGUUUUCACUCGACAGUUUACCCACGCAGUUAUAUAUGCAUGGGUGAAGCUACGAGAGCAGGAAAUCAGAAACAUCACCUGGAUUGCCGAAUGCAUUGCUCAAAAUCAAAAGGAGAGAAUAGGAAAUUACAUCAGUGUGUUCUAA
Messenger RNA from Cladophialophora psammophila CBS 110553, 1098 nucleotides. Its product is annotated as V-type proton ATPase subunit D. The record is from RefSeq and is a predicted model, not a curated record. Gene Ontology annotation, molecular function: proton-transporting ATPase activity, rotational mechanism. NCBI's taxonomy places the organism in Eukaryota, Fungi, Ascomycota, Eurotiomycetes, Chaetothyriales, Herpotrichiellaceae. The transcript is spliced from 4 exons. Gene Ontology annotation, cellular component: fungal-type vacuole membrane; proton-transporting V-type ATPase, V0 domain; vacuolar proton-transporting V-type ATPase complex. Gene Ontology annotation, biological process: proton transmembrane transport; vacuolar acidification; vacuolar transport. The coding region runs from base 1 to 1098 and encodes 365 amino acids.